AUGGGGGACGCACUUGUUUCAGCACUUGCAAGUACAAUCUUGACAAAUUUAAACUCUUUGAUUCAUGGGGAGACUGCUGGAUCCCAAUCCGAGCUUCAAAAUCUUGAGAGCACUUUAACUACUAUCCAAGCUGUGCUCCAUGAUGCAGAGGAACAGCAAUGGAAGAGUGAAGCUGUCAAGAAUUGGCUCAGAAAGCUUAAGGAUGCAGCUUACGAAGCAGACGAUCUUUUCGAUGAAAUUGCAUUGGAAACACAAUGGAAAAGGCUGCCGAAAACUUUACCAACGCAUGUAAGGUGUUUCUUUUCUGAUCCCAAUCCAGUUUUUUUCAAAGUUAAAAUGUCUCAUAAGCUGAGGAAUGUUAGGGAGAAGUUAGAUGGUAUCGCUAGAGAGAAGAAUAAGUUCCACCUCAGAGAGGAAGUUACUGUGGGAGAUAGAGAUAUUGCUGGUAUCUUAGAUUGGAGACAGACCUCUUCGUUGGUUAAUGAGUUAGAAAUCAUAGGAAGAAAUAAGGAAAAAGCGGAGUUAAUCAGUAUGUUAUUGGCUAAUUCGGAACAUCUUUCUGUUUACGCUAUAUGCGGAAUGGGAGGACUUGGAAAAACUACACUUGCUCAAUUAGUCUACAAUGAUGAAACAAUAAAGGGUCAUUAUAGAGUCUAUUGAUGGCUGCAUCCUAACUGCCGGGAGUUGGAGCCCUUGCAGCGGAUACUCCAAGAAAAGUUGAGUAGAAAGAGAUUUUUGCUUGUCUUAGAUGAUGUGUGGAAUGAGUAUGCUGAUAAGUGGGAUGGGCUGCACUAUACCGUAGGGUGUGGAGGUACGGGUAGUGCUGUGGUAGUAACCACCCGCAACAAGAACAUUGCUCUUAUGACGGCCACAUCACCUAUAUGCUACAUUGGAAGAUUAUCCGAUGAUGAUUCUUGGUCUUUGUUUGAGCGAAGAGCAUUUGGAUUGGGUAGAAAAGAAGAAGUUGCACAUUUGGAAACCAUAGGAAGAGACAUAGUCGAUAUGUGUGGAGGGGUACCCUUAGCAAUAAAGGCACUGGGAAGCCUCCUGCGUUUGAAACGAAAAGAGAAUGAGUGGAUAUCUGUCAAGGAUAGUGAACUUUGGAAUUUAUCAAAUGACGGAAGCAUGAUUCUGUCUGCUUUGAAAUUAAGUUAUAAUCAUUUAGCGUUGCAUGUGAAAAGAUGUUUUGCAUUUUGCUCAAUCUUUCCAAAAGAUCGCAUAAUGGAGAGAGACAUGUUGAUUGGACUAUGGAUGGCAAAUGGGUUUAUUCCUUGUGAAACACAGAUAGAUUUGUAUAAUAAAGGUCACGAGGUUUUCGAAGAGUUAGUGUGGAGAUCAUUUUUUCAAGAUGUGAAAGACGAACAUGUUACAGGAACCAUAACGUGUAAAAUGCAUGAUCUUAUCCAUGAUCUUGCACAAUCUAUUACAGUAGAUGAGUGCAAAUUGAUCAAGUCCGACAAAGUCUUGGUUGUUCCAAAGACAAUUCGUCACAUGAGUAUGUAUGUGAAUUCACAACAAGCUUUUCCUCGAGGCAACAAACUCUUCAGAGGUCAACAAUUGCGUUCAUUCCUUUGGGUUGGCCUUCGUGAUAGGCACCAGGAAGCUUUUCCACAAGGCAGCCACUUCAUUGGUGGCCAUAAAUUUAUUUCUUCAAACCUUAGGCCUGGCUAUCCUGAUAGGCACCGGCAAGUGUCUUUCUACAUGUCAGGACAGAAGCGUUUGAGAGUCUUGGAUUUAUCCAGAUCCCGACUAGGGAAAUUUCCAAUGCCAAUCAGUAGUUUGAAACAUUUGAGGUACCUAGAUUUUUCAAACUCAAGCAUUAAAAUUCUGCCGGAACUUAUAAUCUCCCUCCAGAACUUGCAGACGUUGAAUCUUAGAGAUUGCUAUAAGCUCUGCAAAUUACCAAGAGGUUUGAAGUACAUGAAAAAUCUCAUACAUCUUGACAUUCUCGGCUGUUCUUCGCUUACCUAUAUGCCCGGCGAAAUAGGACAACUGACUUGUCUAAGAAAGCUAAGCGACUUCAUUGUGGGCAAGGACAAGGGUCAUCACAUUGGAGAAUUGAAAGAACUGAAUCUUGGGGGAGAGUUAAGCAUACAUAAGAUUCAAUACGUUACAAGUUGCGGAGAUGCUAAGACUGCUAAUCUGAUGGGAAAAAAGGAACUCAGCUCGCUAAGACUACUUUGGUCACAAGAAGAAGAAGAAUACAGUAGCAACACAUUUGAAGAGGUUCUUGAUGGCCUCCAACCUCAUUCAAAUUUAAAGAAAUUAACCAUAUACUAUUAUCGGGGUUCUCAUUAUUGGAUGAUGGACUUACUUCUACCAAAUCUGAUUCAAAUCGAUUUGGUCUGUUGUGACGGAUGCAAACAUCUUCCACCAUUUGGAAAACUCAAGUUUCUUAGGGAGCUUGAAAUAUGUGGAAUGAAUGGUGUGAAGUGCAUUGAGAAUGAGAUAUACGGGAAUGGAGAAUGUUCAUUUCCGUCAUUGGAACGUUUGAGGCUACAUUGUAUGGGUGGUUUAGAAGAAUUGCUAAUGCAAGUGGUGGCUGGUAGAAACGUUUUUCCAAUCCUGGAAAGUUUAGUCAUCAUUUUUUGUCCCAAAUUGGUGGAAUUGCCAAGCAUGCCAUCUCUCAGAACAUUGAACAUUUGUGGAGGAAGUAGAAUGUUAUUAAGAUCAGUUGAAAAGUUUGGUUUCGUCACUAGUCUAUCUAUUAAUGGUCUUGACAAUAGCAUUAACUUAGAGUCAUUGCAAAAUCAGUUAGAUAAACUACCUUAUCUUAAGUCAUUUAAGGUUGAAGGGAUUCCAGAGCUUGAAAGCUUACCAGAACGCCUCAGUUUCUUGGAGACGCUACAUGUAAGUAGCUGCGGAAUAAAAUCUUUCCCAUCAAUCAAUGGAUUAUGCGGAUAUUCUUCUCUUCGUAGUUUAUGUUUUCGAAGUUGCUCAGAAUUUGUAGGUCUAUCAGAGGGAUUGAGACAUCUGAGUGGACUAGAGGAUUUGAGGCUUCAAGAACUUCCGAAGCUGAGUUCACUGCCAGAUAGUAUCGGGUAUCUGACUGCUCUCCGAACACUUGUAAUCUCAUCCUGUGAAGGAUUGUCUUGUCUGCCGAAUGAGAUAGAAAAUCUGACAUCUCUUUCAAGCUUGGAAAUUGAGAGUUGCCGAAAUUUGAUGUGUUUACCGGAUGGAAUACGGAAUCUGGAGACGUUAAGAGGAUAGGGAAUCAUAGAUUGCCCAAUUCUGAAGAGGCGAUGUCGGAAAGAUAGAGGAGAGGAUUGGCCAAAGAUAGCUCACAUUCCUGUUAUUAGAAUCACGGGUUCAUUUUUCGGGUAAUUUGAUCAUAAAGUCACGUUCCAUUCGCACCUAAUAAUGAUGUAAUACGAAUAUUAUUUAGGCAAUGGUUGUUCAUAAAUGUUUGCACACUUGUAAUCUGUAUGCAGUUGAAGGGUAUGAAGACUGAAGUUGUAUUCUGCUGAUUAGAAAGUGAAAAUAGUAAUGAAUUUCCAGAAA
Molecule: messenger RNA, 3501 nt
Organism: Mercurialis annua (annual mercury)
Lineage: Eukaryota; Viridiplantae; Streptophyta; Magnoliopsida; Malpighiales; Euphorbiaceae
Product: putative disease resistance protein RGA4
Exons: 1
Coding region: 1-660 (219 amino acids)
Molecular function (GO): ADP binding
Source: RefSeq, a predicted model, not a curated record